Messenger RNA from Aspergillus sclerotioniger CBS 115572, 1572 nucleotides. RefSeq lists its product as uncharacterized. The transcript has 2 exons. Lineage: Eukaryota; Fungi; Ascomycota; Eurotiomycetes; Eurotiales; Aspergillaceae. The coding region runs from base 161 to 1447 and encodes 428 amino acids. The record is from RefSeq and is a predicted model, not a curated record.
CUCUCCAGGACGAAAAGCCAUUUUCUUAAAUGAUAUAUCGAUUGGGUAUUACAAUUCGAACACUUGGCUCUUGCCUGACCCCUUGACCCUAUCUUGAUAUAAUUCUCUCCCCCCUGUUGCUCAAAUCCCAGCAUUCCCCUCAGUGUCACUACCCGGCACCAUGCCUCCCAACACCGCAAAAGCUAUCGACGACCCCAGCGACGACGCCUACGUUGCACAGGUCCUUGCGCGUGAAGCACGGGAUAGCUCAUUGAAAUACUCGGCGCAUGGAUUGGAAGCGUAUAUGCCCAGAAGGCCUACAGGUGCCGCUCCUAAACCGAACACUCGAUUCCUCCGAAAUAUCAUCCGAGAAACAGACAAUCAUAAUGCAGCAUUGAAGCGCAAAGAAGAACGGGAGGCCAGGGAGCGAAUGCGACAGUUAAAAGCCCAAGGAUCGUCCGCUUCAUCGCAGGAUGCGAAACGCGAACAACGUCGCAGUCAGCGUACGUCAGAUGACCGAGAAUCACGACAUGAAAGGAGACGAGAUCGCGAGGGAAAAUCCAGCUCUCAUCGAAGGAGACAUAGGAGUCGUUCAGGAUCUACGGAGAGGGACCAAUCGCAUAGGAGUCGACGGAGACGCGAGGCUAAGGGUACCGAUGAUGACCGCCAUAGACACUCUAGGAAGAGCCGUCGCGAUCGAUCAUAUUCCCGAUCCAGAAGCCGAUCCCCAGAAGCCGAUCGGGAAGCCGAUUCUCACAGUCGUCGCCGACGUUAUCGCAGUCGCUACGAGUCGUUGUCGCGAUCCCGAUCCCGGUCCCCGGAAGCUUCUGACAGGCAGAGGAACAAAGACAGCGAGCGCAGGAGCCACAGGAGCCCUCGUGAACAUGAGUCUUCUAAAAGACGUGGUACAACGAUACGCAAGAAACAUCCACCACCUCGUACACCACUCUUGGGGAACUCGGCUUCGGAUAAUGAGUCGGACCCUCUGGAAGACCUUGUCGGACCCCUACCGGCGAAAGUGGACAAUCGUGACUAUCCUGCACCGAUCCGUUCUCGAGGUCGGGGUGCCUACAAGCCCAAUACAAGCAACAUUGAUGCGCAUUUUGCGCCCGACUACGACCCCACUACGGAUGUUCAUUUGGAGAAUGAUGACGGGCAGGCAGGUAGCAGGUCUACCCGCCGGCCCGUCCCAGGUUUAAUGAAUGGCGACGAUGACUGGGAAUUGGCCCUCGAAGCGCUCCGUGAUCGGGCUCGGUGGAAGCAGAGAGGCGAAGAGAGGCUGCGGGAAGCUGGUUUCAGUAACGAAUUCGUGGACCGGUGGAAGACUAACACUACCUCCACGCCAGGAGAAGAUCCGGAGGGCCGGUUAGAGGACGUGAAGUGGUCGAAGAAAGGCGAGGGUCGAGAGUGGGAUCGGGGCAAGUUUGUUGAUGAGGAUGGGCAUAUUGAUGUCAAGGCUUCUUGGUAGCAUCGGUUCUUUUUGGGAAUAUAUGCAUGCCUACCCAAAUACUAGGCUUUUAGCUUCUCGGCGUUUUCUAGGCCACUAUUACAAUGAUAUAUCCAUUGAUACAAGCUGCAUGCUUGUAUCUGCCC